AUGAGUGAUUAUUCAUCAUCUUUAGGUUUCAUUUAAUUUUGGGGACACUCCAAAUAAUUGAAUCUUGUUACUCCUCAAAUGAGUGGGACCAUCAACAUAUUAUUAAGUGGAGUAAGUGAUUUACGUCAUGUUCUUGAAACAUGUUUAUGUAAUCAUAAUAGAGAUGAUUUAUAAGUAUAGAGUUUGAAUUUAUUAUUUAGCUUAAUUUUUAUAUUCAUGAAAAAUACAAGGAAACUGUAUGUAGAUCAUUAUUGUUAUUAUUGAUAAUGCACACCAAGAAUUUUACAUACAGAGAAAGAAGUGAUAUGUUUCUAGAAGUCUUUGGAAAUACUUUCUUAAGGGAAUCUACAACCAAUUAUAUUGAUAAGGUCAUUCCAUUUUUAGAUGAUUUAAUUGCUAAGGAAACUAAAUUUACAUCGGCACUAAAUUAAAUAGUUGAUCUUUGUGAAUUGAAAUUCAAAGACAGAGAUGAAAUGACUGAAGUUAUUAGAUCAUGGUAUUCAUAUCAAGAAUUCAAAAUUGAAAAAUUGAGAGAUCAAAGAUUAAGACAUCAUUAUGGCAUCAGAUUUGAUCAUCGUCUCAAUAUGAUUGAUUGGGAUUAUUAAAUGAACUUAAAAGAUUUUGCUCCUAUUAUUCACUUCAUUCAUUAUAGAGAAUGGAGACAAUCUGGAGUUGCCUUUGAAUCACGAUAUGCAAGCUAUCCAACACCUAAUAGGACAUUGGCAGGUUAUCUACCAGGAAAACAUAAAUAAACUAAAGAUAGUCUAUUGGUAAGAGGCUAUUGGGGAGACAUUGUUGUAUCUCCUUACAUUUCAUUUGGAAUCUAUACUAGUGUUUAACCAGAAAAUGAAUAACUAUUCAAAGUGAGAAAUACAUAAUAAGUAUCUCAUGCUGUAACUGUAUCUGAAUUCAAUAUUUAACAUAUGAUAUAAAAAUUCGAUAAUGGUACUGAUUAUCAUAUACAUGUUGAUGAAUAUUUAGAGAGGUAAGAUAAUAAGUAAAAAUAAAAAGAAGAAAAACAAAAAGAGGAAGGAUUAGAAAAAAUAGAUGAAAAAGAAGAAGAAAAUGAAUAAUAGGAAUAAGAAUAAUAAUAAUAAGAAUAAAAAUAAGAAUAAGAUUAAUAAAAAUAAGAAUAAUAAUAAGAUAAAUAAGAAGAUACUAAUAUUACUGAAUUAAAUACAACAAUUACAGAUACAUCUAUUAAAUAAGUUAUUACCAAAGAUAAUAUGAUUGUUGAAAUUCAAUAAGAUCCCUUAUAAAGUAUAUAUAUAAUUCUAAAUUAUAGCGUUUUAAAAAUUAAAAGUAAAAAUUAUUCCAAUCUUUGAAGAAUUUGAUAAAUUGUAUGGAAAGAAGAAAUAUCAAAAUUUCUUUGAUGUUGGCGUAUUAGGGUUUAUGGAAUCAAUAAAAGUAAAAGAUCCAAAGUUGAGAGAAUUGUUUAAGAAAUAAUGUUUUUAUAAUUAUUUAUAUAUAUAGCUAAGUUGUUUGUUGAAUCCACUUAAUUCAUAGUUCCCUUUACAAAAGAGGAAAGAAUUAAAGGAAAUGAAAAUGUGUAGAAAAUUAGUGUUAGUGAUGGAGGAUGGAGUUUGUAAGAUGGAAAUUUGGAAUAUAUUACUUUAAUUUAAAAAUGAAGAAUUAAUAUAUAUUGUUUUUAGCAUUAUCGAUUGUUCUUGCUCAAACAGAGAAUUCAAAAGCUUAAAGUGAAAAAUCAGGAGCACAUUCUUAAUAAGAAGAAGAAGGUUGAAUUAGAUAUAAUAAUAGGGCCUAGUAAAAGUUUGGUUUAUGGAGUAGUGGUGAUUUUGUUGGGUGCUUUAGGCUAUUUUAUAUAUAAUUUCUAUGUCUGUCAUAAAAAAAAAAUAGAUUAUGGUUUGGAUGGAGAUGAAGAGCAUCAUUAUGAGAUUGAGAUUUAAAAGAGAAAGGAUAAUCUAUGAUUUUUAUUACAU
Messenger RNA from Paramecium primaurelia, 1940 nucleotides. The record is from the annotation of a GenBank genome assembly. NCBI's taxonomy places the organism in Eukaryota, Ciliophora, Oligohymenophorea, Peniculida, Parameciidae.